Lithohypha guttulata is the source of this 837-nucleotide messenger RNA. It is a transcript of the gene PNO1, whose product is annotated as pre-rRNA-processing protein pno1. The record is from RefSeq and is a predicted model, not a curated record. Gene Ontology annotation, molecular function: RNA binding. The coding region runs from base 1 to 837 and encodes 278 amino acids. NCBI's taxonomy places the organism in Eukaryota, Fungi, Ascomycota, Eurotiomycetes, Chaetothyriales, Trichomeriaceae. The transcript has a single exon. Gene Ontology annotation, cellular component: nucleolus.
AUGCCUGCUCCGACUGCGUUGCAGCGUAAGCCAGAAGACCUGGCGCAAGACGUCGCAAUCGAUAGCGCCCCAGUACCAGAGCUGAACAUACCGCAAGAACCACUACCAACCGAGAUUGACAUCUCGACAGAAGACCAGACACAGAUAUCGACACAUACACUGCAGCAGGAUGAUCAAGCUCAACAAGAAGACACCUCAAUGCAAAUAGACUCGGAAGGCAGACCACAUUUCCCCCCCUCAACCGAUACUAUUCUCUCAUCACCAAGCUCUCUCGCUCCAACUCUUGCCACCAAGAUACAGUCUCGAAAGGUACCCAUACCGCCUCACCGCCUCACACCACUCAAGUCAGCCUGGCCUAAAAUCUACCCACCACUAGUGGAACAUUUGAAGUUACAAGUUCGAAUGAAUGUCAAGUCAAAAGCUGUGGAACUGCGCACCUCAAGAUUCACAACCACAACAGAUUCACUGCAGAAAGGCGAAGAUUUCAUCCGGGCGUUUACACUAGGAUUCGAUGUUGACGAUGCCAUCGCACUACUCAGACUGGAUGAUUUGUACAUUGAGACGUUCGAGAUUAAGGACGUGAAGACCUUGAACGGAGAGCAUCUAUCGAGAGCCAUAGGUCGAAUUGCAGGAAAGGAUGGAAAGACUAAAUUUGCAAUUGAGAACACGAGCAAGACGAGAGUGGUGUUGGCUGAUAGCAAAAUACAUAUUCUUGGUGGAUUUCAGAACAUCAGGAUAGCAAGAGAAGCGGUUGUGAGUCUGAUUCUUGGUGCGCCACCAGGCAAGGUAUAUGGAAACUUAAGGACUGUAGCAGGGCGCAUGAAGGAGAGAUUCUGA